AGUCGAUUUUCUUUGAGGGGAAACCACACCAAACCAGAUCCACCCACAAUACUCAUAUUAUCUCUCCAUUCACAUUCCCAAACUGCUGCUUUCCGCGGCGGACCCCGGUUUAUGCUCGACCCCCUACAACUAUCAUUCUCCUGCAAAGUUCUAUAUAUACCCAGAUGCUUCAUUAUCUCUGCACCUUAGCGCGUUUAAGUUGUCUGUUAAAUUCACAGAACAGAAUAGAGUUUUAACCUUUUCAAACUCAUAUUUUGAGUAAUGGGUAUUGCAAUUAAUGCACGCAACUGGUGGGCAGUGAGGAGGGAGGACAUGGCCAUGGCUUCCACGCCUUUUCCUCUCACUACACCCAAUUCCACUGCUCAACUCACAGCGAAGCAAAGCUCCCAAGAUGGAGUGAAAGCAGGGGCAAAGGCAGCCGCAAUUGCAUUUGUUGCAGCUGCAAUCCCCGUGAUGAUGGGAGCACGGGCUAUUCCUUGGGCAAGGGCGAAUCUCAACUAUGCUGCUCAGGCACAUAUCAUCUCUUUAGUUAGUGGAGCAGCAUACUUUAUAGUAGCAGACAAGACUAUUUUGGCAUCUGCACGAAAAAACUCGUUUGAAGGAUUAGCAAGUCAUGGGGAAGCCUCCUUCGGAUUAGCAAGUCAUGGGGAAGCCUCCUUCUGAACGGUUCUGUAAAUGUAUAUUGAACCUUCAAGAAUGGCGGGGUAAUGCUUAGGAGUUCAGAAUGUGUAGAAAGGAAAAGCUUCCCAUUUUCCUCUAAAUCGGAAGAACGAUGGUAAAAAUGCUAUAUAAUUAUUCAAGACCAUUUGACCCUAUAUGGAAUAUGGCAUGUGUUUGAAGAA
Cryptomeria japonica (Japanese cedar) is the source of this 842-nucleotide messenger RNA. RefSeq names its product early nodulin-93-like. The transcript is spliced from 4 exons. The record is from RefSeq and is a predicted model, not a curated record. Bases 262 to 663 code for a protein of 133 amino acids. NCBI's taxonomy places the organism in Eukaryota, Viridiplantae, Streptophyta, Pinopsida, Cupressales, Cupressaceae.